Phlebotomus papatasi is the source of this 2593-nucleotide messenger RNA. RefSeq names its product xenotropic and polytropic retrovirus receptor 1 homolog. The record is from RefSeq and is a predicted model, not a curated record. Bases 344 to 2377 code for a protein of 677 amino acids. Lineage: Eukaryota; Metazoa; Arthropoda; Insecta; Diptera; Psychodidae. Gene Ontology annotation, cellular component: plasma membrane; cytoplasm; Golgi apparatus. The transcript is spliced from 3 exons. Gene Ontology annotation, biological process: cellular response to phosphate starvation; phosphate ion transport. Gene Ontology annotation, molecular function: inositol hexakisphosphate binding.
UAUCAGGGCCAAGAGAGAAUCAUGGUGGCGCAUCCGAUACUCUUCUGCCUGCUCUUGCCUCCCCCGAGAACAUUUCUUUCAAACGGACCAGAUAGGCAGCUAUAAAAGCAAUUGCUGCCACUUCUUCCACUCUCAUUUGUUCAAAAGGUAGCAAAAAGUGCGGGUUUUCUCCCAAAGUCAGAAAGUGAAUCAGAGCCGCAAGAGCAAAAAAAAAUUGUGGUUAGGAUUUCGGAGAUUUUUGGUGGGAGAUUCUCAGGAAGUCCCCAGAAACCGGUUUGUCCAACCAAGACACUUCCAAAGCUGUGAGAAUUUUGUUGGACACGCCUGUGCUCUGGGUGGCAGAAUGAAGUUCGCCGAGCACUUGUCCGCCCACAUAACUCCAGAAUGGCGGAAGCAGUACAUCAGCUACGAAGAGAUGAAAGCUAUGCUGUACACAGCACUGGAGGAAGCUCCAUCGGCUGAGGCAGUGGAGGAGGAUAUCCGGAAGAGACACUAUAGCAAUUUUGAAGAGACUUUUUUUACGUACUGCGAUCAGGAAUUGAAGAAGAUUAAUACAUUUUUUUCGGAGAAACUUGCUGAGUGUACGAGGAAAUUUGCCGCGCUGUCGACGGAACUGAAGAGAUGCCAGGAAGAGAGUCAGAAGGGGAAGUCAAAGCAUAAGUCUUCCAUGAAUAAAUACACAGAUAUUCCUUAUAGGAAAGCCCAGGAAUUGCGUCUGGCAUUUAGUGAGUUCUAUUUGAGUGUUAUCUUGCUGCAGAAUUUCUGUGAAUUGAAUCACACGGGCUUCCGGAAGAUUCUCAAGAAGCACGAUAAACUCCUGGCCACGGAUCAUGGGGCCAAGUGGAGGCAGGAACAUGUGGAAACGUCACAUUUUUACACGAAUAAAGAUAUUGAUAGGAUUAUCAGUGAGACGGAAUCUCUGGUGACGCAUGAACUGGAAGGUGGAGAUCGUCAGAGAGCCAUGAAACGCCUGAGAGUUCCGCCAUUGGGGGAGCAACAGAGCCCAUGGAUAACAUUCAAGGUCGGCCUGUUUUCUGGUGGAUUCAUUGUAUUAUUCAUCACAGUUGUCCUUUCGGCCAUUUUUCACGAAUCUGCCGGAGAUAAUCUCAAAGUAGCCUUUAGGCUCUAUCGUGGUCCUCUGCUUCUCAUUGAAUUCCUCUUCCUCAUCGGCAUAAAUAUCUACGGAUGGCGUUCUUCAGGGGUAAAUCAUGUUCUAAUCUUUGAACUCGAUCCCCGGAAUCAUCUUUCUGAGCAGCAUUUGAUGGAAUUAGCGGCAAUUUUUGGCGUUGUCUGGACACUAAGUAUGCUGAGUUUCCUGUACAGUUCCAGCCUGAGUAUUCCAGCUUUUGUAAAUCCCCUGGCACUCUCCCUGAUAAUGCUCAUCUUCCUCUGCAAUCCCUUCAAAAUCUUCCGGCCCGAAGCGAGAUUUUGGCUGUUGCGAAAAAUUGGCCGAAUGAUAGCUGCACCCUUUUUUCACGUCGGUUUUGCCGAUUUCUGGCUAGCCGAUCAACUAAACUCCCUCGUGACUGCCCUUCUUGACUUCCAGUUCCUCAUCUGCUUCUACAUCACAAACGGAAAUUGGCUGGAAGCCGGAGAUGCAAGAUACCAUACCGAACGUGAUUUUAUCCUAAGACCAAUUGUCAAUUGCCUUCCGGCAUGGUUUCGGUUUGCACAGUGCCUCAGACGAUACCGGGACUCCCGUGAAGCCUUUCCCCAUCUCGUGAAUGCCGGCAAAUACUCAACGACAUUCCUCGUGGUCAUUUUUGCCACACUCAAAUCCUACCAUGCCUCCGAGUACGACAGCACCUUUGAGAAUCCCUAUGUGAUUCUCUGGCUCCUGAGUGCUGUCAUCUCAUCCGUCUAUGCCUACCUGUGGGACAUCAAAAUGGAUUGGGGUCUUUUUGACAAGAAUGCCGCAGAGAAUCGCUUUCUGCGCGAAGAAAUUGUCUACUCCUCGACAUCUUUCUACUAUUUUGCCAUAGUGGAGGAUGCCCUACUGCGACUGUCCUGGCUGGGAGCCUUUGUGCUGUCAGAGGCAAAAAUUGUGUCCGGAGAAGUGAUGACAUCGAUCACGGCUCCUCUGGAGGUGUUUAGGCGCUUCGUCUGGAAUUUCUUCCGACUGGAGAAUGAACAUCUGAACAACUGUGGCAAAUUCAGAGCUGUCCGGGACAUCUCCAUUGCCCCCAUUGACUCCUCCGAUCAGACCACCAUCCUGCGCAUGAUGGACGAGAUUGACGGAGUUGUUAAUAGGUAUGGCAAAAUGAAUCGACCAAAAGCGAGGAAAUCGAAGGAUCCAGAGAGAAAGUCUCUCCUGUCACCGUACAAAGGAUCUCUGCAGGAUCUGACAAUAGAUAUGGGUGGGACGAAAAAGUUGUGAGACAGUGAAUUCACAGGAUGAAAUCAUCAAAAAAAAAUUGUUACUUAAAACUAUUGCCUCUGUUUUCUCUUUUCGUACACUCUGGCAGUAUUUUACAGUGUGUGUUGUCUUUUUAAUUUUUAGUUAGGAACUGUAAGAUGAAAAGUCUUUGGAAGAUCAUUCCUCUUUUGUGAGAAAAAAUAUAUAUGUAAUAAAAAAAGUAAAUCGAAUUAGUAA